This is a messenger RNA of Tetrahymena thermophila SB210, 1647 nucleotides long. Its product is annotated as transmembrane amino acid transporter protein. The record is from RefSeq and is a predicted model, not a curated record. Gene Ontology annotation, biological process: amino acid transmembrane transport. Gene Ontology annotation, molecular function: amino acid transmembrane transporter activity. The transcript has 3 exons. NCBI's taxonomy places the organism in Eukaryota, Ciliophora, Oligohymenophorea, Hymenostomatida, Tetrahymenidae.
AUGAAGUCCAAUAAAAAGUAGUAGAAAAGAUAAUAAGAAAGGCAUGACGACCCAGAUUUAGAGCCCUUGAACAAAAAAAACGAUGAAUAAGUUAUAGAAACUGAUGAGGGCGUAAUUAAGAAUCGCAGUUCAUAAAAAGAAGAAAAAAAGAGCUACUAAUCAAAUUAGAGUGAUGGAAGUAGAAUAUAAAAAAGAUAAUCUCAAGAUCAAGAAAAUUGGAGUGAUGAUUCAGCAGAAGAAGCUAAUUAAAUUGAUGACUUGAAACAUGAAGAAAAGGCUGAUGUUUGGAAUGCAACUAUAAAUAUGGUUAAGGGAUUUGUUGGAAUCGGUAUUUUAGCACUACCUUCAGGUUUUGCUAAGAGUGGUUGGUUGGGAGGAUUAAUAAUUUUUUUGCUUUGCGCUGGAAUGGUUCUUUAUUUAAGUUUAUAGAUGAUGGAUGCAGCAAACAAAAGAAAAUCUUAAGCUAGAGGUGUUACCUAAUUCAGUGUUGAAGUUUUGGGAUAAGAAAAAGAAUUAUUAGUUAAUAUAUUUUUAUUUGGAAUCUAAAUUGGAAUUUGUGUUGCCUAUGUUAUUUUCUUCACUACUUAUUUUUAAGAGAGUCUUUGUUUCUUUGUAGAUUAUGAUCGUACAACUAAUGUAUGUGGUUCAAGAGUUCCUUCGUUACUCAUUUCACUUAUAAUCGUUACUCCUACAAUAUUUAUCAGACACAUGAGUAAACUUAAAACUUGGAGCAUGUUUUCAAAUAGUUUAAUUCUUAUUAGUAUGCUUGUAGUAUUUAUUUCUUGCUUUUUUAAAAUGGACACUUCUUACAUUACUAGUGACAAAAUUUCAGCUAUCAGAUGGGGAGAAAUGGGUAGUGCAAUAGGUUUAUUUGUGUUUGCAUUUGAAGGAACCACUCUUUAUUUUGAAAUUAGGAGUUCUAUGCAAGAACCAACUGAGUUCAAAAAGGUUCUUAAUUAUUCUCUUUAUAUUGGUAUUGCUCUUUAUGGGUGCAUUGGUUUGAGUGGAUAUUUAGCUUUUGGAUCAGGUGUUAGAGACAUCAUACUUUUUAAUUUCCCUAUGACUAAUCCCUUGUAUGUUUUUAUUUAAAUCUUUUACUGUAUAGCAAUAUUGUUAUCCUAUCCUCUUCAGAUGUUCCCUUUAGUCAAUAUCUUAGAAUAAAAAUUAUUAGAAAGGAUAGUCAAUGAAAAGAAUAAAUAAAAAACAAAUAGCUAGCCCUAAAAAAAGUCAUAGCAAGGUGUAGAUUAAAGCCAACAUCAUAAUUAAGGUAAUCAGCAAGCAGACGAUAGAUAAGAUAACUAGGAAUCUGAUGCAUCAGAAGGAAAUGCAUUGAACUUAUUAACAUAAUAUGAUGAUGAAAUAAAAAAUUCAUUUUACUAAUAAAGCAUGAUAUUAAGAGUAGCUUCUCUUUUAUUCAUAUUCUUUUUUGCAAUCGUCUUUAAAAGACUAACUGUCUUUUUAAAUUUAAUUGGUUCUAUUGGUGGUUGCUUUUUUGCAUUUAUUUUACCAGUCAUUGUCUAUGAGUAUUCUAUGCCAGAAGCUUCACAAAAAAAAAUAUACUUUCACAGAGGCUUACUUGUACUAGGUGUUAUUUUUUCCUUCUUUGGUACUCUUUCUAGUUUAAGAGAUAUCUAUAGAUCGUUAUGA